Messenger RNA from Conger conger (European conger), 2052 nucleotides. RefSeq names its product WD repeat domain 41 (gene wdr41). The transcript is spliced from 14 exons. Bases 258 to 1613 code for a protein of 451 amino acids. Gene Ontology annotation, biological process: regulation of autophagy. The record is from RefSeq and is a predicted model, not a curated record. NCBI's taxonomy places the organism in Eukaryota, Metazoa, Chordata, Actinopteri, Anguilliformes, Congridae. Gene Ontology annotation, cellular component: lysosomal membrane. Gene Ontology annotation, molecular function: protein binding.
GUCACAUGAAUAAGGUUUCAUGCAGGCAAAAUAUUUCUCAGCAGUGUUUAUUUCAAGUGAUGGCUGGUACAGCAAAUAUAUCUGGCUAGCGAUGUUGACAUCAACUGCUCUUACUUAUUGUUAUGAAAACAAGUUUUACUGAAUGCUAAUGAAAAUAUUUACGGAACAGAGGUAAUGGUAGGUAAUUUCAUGCAAAAAGACUCUUAACACUACGUUAAGCUACUUCAGCGAAAGACUAGCUUGUUUGCUAGAUUGACAUGUUGCGAUGGAUACUCGGAGGUCGGGAAGCUCAGGGUGCAGUCGAGAGAAACACAGUCCUGUUCAUUGGGGAGGAACAGCCCAAAAACUCUUACACAGAACUGCAGGUGCUGAAAGGACACUUUGACAUGGUUCGAUUUCUGGUGCAGAUUGAUGACUUCAGGUUUGCGUCGGCUGGAGAUGACGGACUGGUGCUGGUGUGGAAUGCUCAGACGGGCGAGCGUCUCCAGGAACUACGAGGCCACUCCCAGCAGAUCACCGCCAUGACGGCCUACAGCUGGAUCACUGGAGACACUGACCACACCGGCCUCAUCACCGCCUCCUCCGACCGGACCCUCAGCCUGUGGGAUCCCGAGACUGGGAAUCGGGUGCAGACAGUGUCUGAUCUGCAGUCUUCAGCCAAGUGCCUGCUGGUGUUGAGUCGCCUUGAUUUGUGGAUCUCUGGGGGGAAUGAGCUGUGCGUGUGGGACAGAGACUUCCAUCUCCUCUGUAAGACGGAUCACCACAGUGACGCAGGAAUCACCGCCAUGGUUGAAUUGCCAAAGAACUGCAUCGCAGCAGCUAUGGACAAAGAGAUCGUAAUUUACAGGCUGAGCGCGUCAUCAUCCAGACUGGACACGUUGGUUAGAGAAGUGCGCAGGCUGACAGACCACCAGGACAGCAUCCGGGCUCUGAUCAGCAUCAAUGACCAGGCGUUCGCCAGUGGCUCCCACGUAGGCGAGCUGAUCGUCUGGGACUCCCUGGACUGGAGCAUCCUCACCUACGAGCGCAUCCUGUGGGAAGAGCCCCGCCCCGAGGGCCAGGCCGAAAUCCACCUCAGCUCCCAGAAGCAGAGCGAGAUGUGCGUCCAGCACCUGGCCACGGACGGAGAGUGUGUUGUUGCUGCGGUCGGGAGCGGACUGUACCUCUACAACGUAUCCAGGAGGGGUGUAGUCGCCUACAGGAAGGCCGCCCAUGACUCCAACAUCCUCCACACCAUGCUGCUGCCUGACGGACAGCUGCUGUCCUGCUCUGAGGACGGCAGUGUGAGGAUGUGGGAACUCCAGGACCUCCCCUUACCUGCAGAGCCGGCCCCCACAGGAUUCUUUGGGAUGUGGACUUUCGGGAGGCCGAGUAAGCAAGCCAGCCAGCAGGCAAAGAAGGUUCCAGAAGUCUCAGGACUGCGCACCUUGGAGCUGACGGGGGAUCUCAUUGGACACUCCGGAGCUGUGCAGAUGUUUGUGUACUUUGUGGACCUGGGGCUGGUGACCUGCUCCACAGAUCAGCUAAUCAUCGUGUGGAAGAGCGGAGAGAGGGAGUCCAGAUUCCGCAGCCUAGCUCUGUUCCACAAGCUGGAGGACAGCCAGGGACUAUGACACCCAGCGCCUUACACUGUCACUUCUGUUUUAAGCCCUAAUUUAUUGGUAUAAAUGUCAUUAUUUAAUUAUGUUUCUUCUGAACAAGUGUUCUUAAAUGUUGAUCAAAGCAUGCUGCCUCGUGUUUUUUUGUUUUUUUUACGUGAACCUUUCUGACGUUGUGGAUGUAACAUGCACCGCUCAGUGUUGUGUGUGUGGAUUGUACGGUACGUUUUUAAACACGCUUGGCCUUCAUGUGCAAAUGUCAAAAACUGACUUGUAGAUCUGAUUUUAAUUUGACUAAAAUAUUUUAACAGUAUUUUAAAACUGGAAUCGUUUGUGUCCUAGGAAUUUACAAGUUGGUCUUAAAAACAUGCUCAUUUUAACUGUGAAUAAUGGCAAUUAACUUUAUUGCAUUUAAUUAAUUCCUUAAAAAAUAAAGUAUUAUUUAGUUUCACCA